Oncorhynchus gorbuscha (pink salmon) is the source of this 8341-nucleotide messenger RNA. RefSeq names its product kinesin-like protein KIF26A. The transcript has 16 exons. Gene Ontology annotation, molecular function: microtubule motor activity; ATP binding; microtubule binding. The record is from RefSeq and is a predicted model, not a curated record. The coding region runs from base 206 to 6289 and encodes 2027 amino acids. Gene Ontology annotation, biological process: microtubule-based movement. Lineage: Eukaryota; Metazoa; Chordata; Actinopteri; Salmoniformes; Salmonidae.
ACUUCACUCGUAUUGAUUGUAUUGUCAUGGGACUGAUCCAGUGCAGCACACAACCAUGGUUAUUAGUCUACUCUCUACAGAAGUGGUAGCUAGCAGACGGGUUUGCGUUAGUCACAAGUGUGUAGGCACUGACACUUCAAUUUACAACUUCGCAGUUGAGUGUAUGUGAGAACUACGUCUAGUAGGUAUACCCAGACCAAGGAGAAUGAACUCAUUUCGGGGAAAUGCAACUCAUGGACGGGACCCUGACAACUGCAGGUUUACUGUGGAGGGUUGUCCCAGCGGAGAGUCGCCGUUCCCUCUUGAUCUGAAUACCAGGAAAAUUCUUCACUCAUCCGAGUAUGCGCGGUGUAACAGCCGGCCACCACCCGAGGGCGCUGGGUCGGUGACCGUCUCCGAGUCAGAGAGAAGGGACGGCAAAGGAAGCUUUUGCCAACAAUGUCAAAUUAAUGUGACUGAGCUGAAGAGGCAAGCGCUGGCCUUGGCAGACCCAAGUUCACUAAAGGACCCUGGCUACGCAGCCUUCCUAUUCGACCAGCUCCAAGUGCCUGGGAGCCAUGAGGGCUGCUGUCAGGUGUGUUCUACGCCUCUCCACCAGCUGAGGCAGGAGGCCCUGCAGACAGUAGGCGCCCCGCACGGGGCCCUGACCCUGAGCCAUGACAUGCCUGCUCUGCCCUCCACCACCCUCUCUGGGCAACCUCAUAAACUGACACUCUCCUCCUCCAAUGCCCAAGUGAGGCAGCCUUCCAAAGCCCAUGCCCAAGCCCACACCAUUCUGCCCCUGAGGGAGAGUUGGCACAGGGGGCAGGACUGUCCGCAGGGCUCCUCUGUCUCUGCUGGGCCCAAGACCAGUGUCCAGGUGACAGUGGGGGGAGGGCAGCUGACUGGGACCCUGGGAUCGGUCACCAUCCAGGCCCAGCAGUACCUUGAGGGCAUGUGGAGCAUCUCCAGAGUCAACAACUUCCUCCCUCAGCCCAGCCCAGCACAGGGUCUGAUGGGGGACGUAGAGAAGGAUGUUCCUGUCCCUGCUUCGGAGGCCCCUGUCCACAGCUCCAACUGUAGUCUGACCCCCAGCCGACAGAGGAGCUCCGUCCAGCUGGGACAGUGUGACGUCACCCCCCCUGCCCCUGGCCACACCUCCACAACCACCUCCACUCAGAGUGCAUCCGCUGCAGCCUCCUUCUUCAUCAGGGCAGCUCAGAAGCUGAACCUCUCGUCCAAGCGGAAGAAGCACCAGCCUCCCUCCCUGCUGCACCCUGGAGCCCAGGAGCCCUCCAUCUACCCCACCAACUUCAGCGGCAUCCUGCAGCUCUCGCCACCCCCCGCCCCGCCAUGCCUGCUCCGCGCUGUCUCAAAGGUCAAGGAGAACCCUGGGAUGGGAAAGGUAAAAGUGAUGAUGCGUAUCUGCCCAUCCCUGGAGGCUCCUGAUUCGUCAGAGUCCAUGUCCUUCCUGAAGGUGGACCCCAGGAAGAAGCAGCUAACCCUUUACGACCCCUCGGUCAACGACCGCGCCAACUCAGGGCACAGGAGAGCCACCGUGGCUGUCCCAAAGAUCUUCGCCUUCGACGCAGUGUUUACCCAGGAUGCCUCUCAAGCAGAGGUGUGUUCAGGGACAGUGUCUGAGGUCAUCCAGUCUGUGGUGAACGGUGCGGACGGUUGCAUCUUCUGCUUCGGGCAUGUCAAGCUUGGCAAGACAUACACUAUGAUUGGCAAAGACGGCUCCACCCAGAACCUCGGCAUCGUGCCCUGCGCCAUCUCCUGGCUCUUCACGCUCAUCAACGAGCGUAAGGAGAAGACGGCCACGCGCUUCUCUGUCCGCGUGUCUGCCGUGGAGAUCUGUGGGAAGGACGAGGCGCUGAAGGACCUUCUGUCUGAGGUGUCCACGGGAAGCGUUCAGGACGGUCAGUCCCCAGGGGUCUACCUGCGUGAGGACCCUAUCUGUGGCACUCAGCUCCAGAACCAGAGUGAGCUCCGCGCCCCCACGGCAGAGAAGGCAGCCUUCUUCCUGGACGCGGCCAUCGCAGCACGCAGCACCAGCAAGCCCGACUCAGAUGAGGAAGAGAGACGCAACUCUCACAUGCUGUUCACACUGCACAUCUACCAGUACCGCAUGGAGAAGAGUGGCAAGGGAGGCAUGUCGGGUGGACGGAGCAGGCUGCACCUCAUAGACUUGGGGAGCUGUGAGAAGGUCCUCAGUAAGAGCCGAGACGGAGGGGGAGGCCUGUGUCUGUCUCUCACUGCACUGGGAAACGUUAUCAUGGCUUUAGCCAAUGGAGCCAAGCACGUACCUUACAGGGACAGCAAACUGACGAUGCUGCUGAGAGAGUCGCUGGGGAACAUUAACUGCAGAACUACAAUGAUCGCCCACAUCUCGGACUCCCCUGCCAACUACACUGACUCCCUCACCACCAUCCAGCUGGCCUCACGCAUCCACCGCAUGAGGAAGAAGAAGUCCAAGUAUGCAUCCAGUUCCUCUGGAGGGGAGAGCUCCUGUGAGGAGGGGAGGAUCCGUCGGCCACCUCACCUCAGACCCUUCCACCCCCGGACGGUGGCCCUGGACCCAGACCUGCCCUCCCUGCUCAGCGACCCAGACUACUCCUCCAGCAGCGAACAGUCCUGUGACACCGUCAUCUAUGUGGGGCCGGGGGGCGCCACCAUCUCAGACCGGGAGCUAAGUGACAAUGAGGGCCCCCCCACCUUUGUUCCCAUCAUCCCCUCCCUGAACAGGAAGCGAUCUGGGAAGGAGGGUCCCCUGGACAGGGAUCACUUCUUCAAGUGCAACACGUUUGCUGAGCUGCAGGAGCGCCUGGAGUGUAUCGACGGCAGCGAGGCACCUACAGCGUUUGUUGGAGAGGGCAGGGGAAGUCAGGCCAGCCCCAAGGUGGACAGCAAAGCAAAGGAAUGCCCUGGCUCUGUUUCCCCAAAGACUGUAACUAAAGCCUCCUCCUCCCAGGAGAACAUAUCACCUAAACUUGCUCCUAAAUCUGUAGCCACUCCUCCAUCCAGUAGUCCCCAUAUCAGCCCUUCUAAGUCUAAACUGGAACAUUCCAGAGGGGCUUCACAGAGCAUAUGUAGAACAAGUGCUGAUGGUGAGAAGGUAAUGACAUCAGAGAGCAGAGCAAGCCCAAUCAAACAGGGUAUGGCCAUGGUGCCAGCCUCUGAGCCAGUAGUACGGGAGAAGGUUUACUUCAACAAGAAGCCCUUACCCAAGCCUGCUCCCCCUCCCCCACAGCAGAGAGACUCACGCAGGGGCAACGGAGAGGCAGAGGAGAGGUCCCCCACUAGAAUGCCCCCCGUGGGAAUGAGCCAUCAGGUUGGAAAGCAGGGGGAGUCUGGGGACCCUUUCCUUGAUAGGACCCAGACCAGGGGUACUGUAGAGGUGUGCCAGCUACGCUCCACCCUGAGAGAGAGGUGCCUGGACAGGGACAUCCUCCGGGCUACGGUCACCCUGCAGCAACCUGUGGAGUUGAAUGGAGAGGAUGAGCUGGUGUUCACUGUGGUGGAGGAGCUUUCCAUCGGCAGCAUCUUAGACAGCGGGCGGCCCUCCAGCAUCAUCAGCUUCAACAGUGACUGCUCCCUGCAGGCCCUUGCCUCCGGCUCCCGGCCAGUCAGCAUCAUUAGCAGCAUCAACGACGAGUUUGACGCCUACACAUCUGCUGUGGGGGGUGCAGAGGUCAACAUCGAGGUGCUCACCCCCUUACAGGAUGACUCAUUUGUGUGUGUGGGCAGCAGGGGCUCAUCCAUCAGCUCCUGGCUCAGCGAGGUCAGCGUCUGUACUCUGGAGAGUAAAAGGGGACACUCUGCAGACGUUUUCCUCCCACAGACGAAGCACAUCGGCCCAGACGGCACCUUCUACCUGGAUUCCCUGGGUAUGUUCCACUGUGAAUCAUCCCGAAGGGAUGCCAAGAACUCCCUGAACGACAGUGGCUUUAGCUUUUCUGAUCUGGACAGUGACAGCACAGCAUCUAGCAAACUGUCCCUGACAAAGUGCCCUAUGUCUCCCGAGUCAACCAAAGGAUCCCUCAGAUUCCCAUCCAAAACAGCUAAAGUUAACUCUCUCAGAUCCUCCUCCCAAACCUCCCAGGGCCCUUACAUAGUCCACUCCAGUCUUCCCAGGAAAGUGAAACCUACCUCAUUAAUAGCCUAUAGUAGUAGCAGCAGUUGUGAACCACAGAGACAGGAAGUCAAGCAGGAGGACCCCUGGCAGCGCAUCGUCAACCACUCUGAAUCUCAGCUUCCAGACUCCAGCGCCACCAGCAAGCUCCCCAGAACCCCAGUAAGUGGCAUUCCCUGCCGCAAAGCUGGUGUUGUCAACAGCAAUGGUGUAUCUCGCCCACCCAAGGUGCAGGGUUCAACCUCAGCCCAGAGGGUGGUGGACGGCUGUGAGAAGUCCACCAGUAAGAAAGCGGAGCCCCCCAGCAAGAUGCCUCAGCUCAGACGAGGAGCCACCACUCUGGGCACUGUGCCUGUCAUCCACGUCUCCCCAGAGACCAAGGCCACAACCCAGAACAUCACCACUACAACCAACAUUCUCAAAUUCUCCUCUCUGGGGAAGAAUGGAAAGGCAAAUGGGCAGCAAGCGAGCAUGCUCCCCAAACCUGGUGGUACCUCACCUCCUCCACCUCCAGUGCGCAAGUCCAGUCUGGAUCAGAAGAACAGGCCUCUGCUGCCCCAAAGUGCCUUAAAGUCUGCGUCCGGUGAAGCAGGGAGGCCCAAACUUACCAGAGGGGCGGUGUCAGAGGAUGAGCUAGAGAUCCGCUGCAGAGUAAACUCCAACAGCCUCAAAACCUCCAGCCUCAGAGGUGACUACACCCCGGCCAAAGCCACAUCCAGUCUGAGGGCCAGAGGAGAUGCUAGUCGGCAGCAUUACAGCAGUCAGAUGUCUCUGGAAAGGAGUGACAGCAUGUCCAUGGUGGGCUCCAAGCCCACUCUCAGUCGAGAAAACAGUGGAGCCACCCUGGGCUGCAGCAAGUCCAGCAGAUCCAUUCCCAGAUUCGGUGUACCAAACUCAACCAGCUCUCCCAUUGCUACAUCCCCAACUUCCCCCUGUUGUGCUACAGAUGCUCUAGGUAAACCUGGGCAGGUCAAAGGUAGUGUUAACCCCAGAGCGUUAGGAGCGGUCAAUGGAAGUAAGGACCGUUCGUUGUCAGCGAGCAACUCUAAGGGCCUGAGCUCCUCCACAAAGUCCCUGGCAGCUCCAGCAACCAGGAACCCCAAUGCCAACCUUCCCCCGACUGGCAAGACCUCCGCCCCACGAGCCACGGCAGCCGUCAGCAGCAGGCCUGGCCGGGGGACCAUCAUGGGCACCAAGCAUGCUAUGCGGGCAGCCAACAGCCGGGUCAGUGAGCUGGCGUCAGGCAGCACAUCAGGCAAACACCUGAGGGGCUCAGGGGACUCUGACAGUGGUAAUGACAGUGGGGUGAACCUGAGUGAUGACAAGUCCCCCGUGGCCAUGCUGCCCUCCCCCUACAGUAAGAUCACUGCCCCCAGGAGGCCGCAGCGCUACAGCAGUGGCCAUGGCAGUGACAAUAGCAGUGUUCUGAGUGGAGAGCUGCCCCCAGCUAUGGGCCGCACAGCCCUCUUCUACCACAGCGGGGGCAGCAGUGGUUAUGAGAGCAUGAUCCGGGACAGCGAGGCCACAGGUAGCGCCUCCUCUGCACACGACUCAAUGAGUGAGAGUGGAAUGUCCUCCUCAGGCCGCCCCCGGACAUCCAAAUCCCCCAAGAAACGCAAUGGGCUACAGCGGAGGCGGCUCAUCCCGGCCCCCCUGCCAGACACCUCGUCACUGGGGAAGAAGGCUGGCACAGCUGGCCAGUGGGUGGACCUCCCGCCCAUGUCAGGACCACUGAAGGAACCCUUCGAGAUCAAGGUGUACGAGAUCGACGAUGUGGAACGGCUCCAGAGGCGACGACAGGAGGACUUGAUUGAGCAGCCAUUCCAGGAUGUUGAGAAGGGCCUGCUGUACUUCAACAGUAAGCUGAAGGUUCUGGAGCGGCGGCAGCAGCAGAUUAGGGAGCUGAAGGUCAAACAUGAGGCACUUAAGGAAGAGCUAGAGGACACCAAGACCCUGCUGAUGAUGGACCCUUGCAAGUGGAUAGGAGAGUUUGAGGUGGACCAGGAUUUGGACAAGGAGUCCCAGGAGUACCUGCAGGCCCUGGGUCAGGUCACAGAGGAGCUGGAGUUCUGUGUCAACCUAUGCAAGUCACGUGUCAUGAUGGUGACCUGCUUCGACAUCAGUGUGGCAUCACCGCCCAACACUCAAGAGGGACUGCGAGAAGUGGAAGUCUGACAAUGAGCAAAAGAAGAGAUGGAGAAUCAAGGAAGUGAGAAAGGAAGAAUGAUGAAAUGUAGCAGCCAGUUCAUAGUUAUUGCUGGAAUGAAGUGACAAGAAAAACAAAAAAAGACAAAAGAUGAGACAAACGGGUUGGGUGUCUUUGCAUGGAGACAGGAGAUCUGAACCGACUUAUCUGCAGUGCCUCGUUCUGGACAUGUUCAUGUUGGAAUGGGAGUUAAGUGUGUGCACAGACACAACCGUUUCUGUUUUCCAGCAUGAUGGGAGAGAGGCCAUCAUUUACCCAAGAGUCAUUCAACGAGACCCGGAAGUGCCUUUUUCACUCGACUUAUUUUGAGUCAUUAUUUUUUGUAUGGUGCUAGUAUCAUAACCAGCAUACCUAAGCAAACCCUGAACAUAUUCCUUUUAAGAAAUAAUUAUUUUAUAUUGCAUUGUAUAGUGUAUUUAUAUGAUUAUGCUGUGUGUAAAAUAUAAUUUCUAGGUAAAAAAGAAGACAAAAAAGAAGAGCAAUAAGCUAAUGUUAUUGCGUUCCCAAACUUGGCCUUUUCUCAUGUUUCAAACCAACCUCAGUCAGCAUUUUGCCCAUCUUCAUGCAGCCUCUUGCGCCUUAUGUUAUCUUUCUGGUUCAGUAGUCUACCUUUUAAAACAGGUAUGUGUUAUCUUGUCAAGGACUCAAUUUACUGUUAUCACUCAGCCACUGCCAGCUGAAAGCUAGCAGGGUUGAGUAAAUGUUUCUUCCCUCCAGUUGCCUUGAUCACAAGGGGCCCCAGUGGAGGUGCUGAGAUGGGUGAUGGUGGAGGUGUAGAAGAAGGGGAGAGGAAAGUAUGUGGUAUGUGGGGCGGAGAUGUGUUUGCCCUUGUUUAUUUCAUUGGAGAUGUGGCAACGGCAGAACACAUCAAUCAGAGGGGUCUACAUACAGGACCUGCUCCCAACAGGCUGUGUGUACGCCAUGAUUCAUGGGUGUGACAGUUGGCUCUCCCCAGUGCUCUGUGCUAGGGGUGUCCAGAGUCAACCUGACAGACCUCUGUCACCCUCCCUGUACCCCCAGAGCGAUGGGGAAGCAUGCUGAGUAUUAUUCCCAAGGCACAGAGGUGCUCGUCAGUGCGUCUAUUUUAUCCCUAGAUGGGCCUCUACUGGGUUCUACUGACACAAACAAAAGGGCAUAGAUGAGAUGCCACAAGCAAGGGUCAUUCUAUGGCUAUUUUGUGGUGUGCUCUUUUAAGUGGUGCCAAGCCUUGGUUCUAUGCAUUCCAACAUUCUCACUUACACUAUAAGAUUAACCUCCACAAAGCACUAAGAUCAACAGCACAGACAGUUUGCAAUGACUCAGAACCCUCUCGAGUUAUGCUUCAAAGCUACACAUAUUACACAGAUAGCACUUCUCUCCAACCUUCUACUUUCUUUACUAAUUUAACCGGAUGUCUCAAUCAAAGACUAGGAUAGGCUCCAAGAGGACAGCGUCCUAAAUAAAGGCCAUGAGAAACCACAGUUUCCCUUGUUUACAUGCAGUGAAGAAAUUGCCGCCAUCAGAUUUAGACGUUUUUUGGCAAAUACAAUCAAUCAACUAGCUGUAUGUAGCUGCCAGAAUGUUUGUGUUUUAACACUUCUCUGAAAAUGGUGUGGACAAAGAAGAUUAACUGGUUUUGGUUAUCUAGAGUAAGAAACUGGAUUUGGUUGUAUUUUGAUGUGUUUGAUUUAUGUAACUAAAAUAUUCAUUUGUUUUCUUUCCUCUUACAAAGAUAUACCCUCAGGCCCUUUCUGAAGAUGCUGCAUGAGAUUUUUUUAUUAAUUUGUAAGAAUGAUUUCUAUUCCAUUUUUACCAUUUAGAUUUUUAUAAUAUCUUUGGCUCUCGAUCAUGCUCGGUUAGUUUCAUGACUAUUAGCAAACUAAAACAUUUUUUUCAAGAAAGUUGAUGUAUGUCAUAUUUCAUAUCAAAACCCAUAUUUUCUAAUGUCUUUGGUUUUGUAAAGGAUUUUCUGACCCUGUGUAAAAAUGUAUGAUAUGGCAGCUCGUGUUGAGUUUUCUCUGUGAAUAAAGUCUUUCUUCCUA